AUGCCUCACGCAGAACAAAACACCAUGACGACAAAUAGCAUCAACGGCGGGAAGGCGCAAUCCCACUUCAUCACCCACUUGACCUCGUAUCCCAUUGUCUCCGACACGAUCGCAGUCGUCAGGACCAACAAGUACGGCGCAAAGUCGUUGACCUACGUCGACGAGGGCUACAGCCGCUUUGCGAAGCCCGUCCUCCCCUACCUCUCCGUCCCAUACAGCUACGUCGCUCCGUACCUCUCGCGCGCCGAUGCUCUAGGUGAGCAGGGUCUGGUCAAGAUCGACGGCCGCUUCCCGAUCCUGAAGGAGGACACCGAUAAGAUCCGGGGAACUGUCUUCUAUCCGGUGGAAUAUGUGUCCGAUGUGAGAUCUCACAUCACCGACACCUACAACACCGAGUACAACAAGUGUGGUGGCAAUGGACUGGGUGCCCGCGGCAAGGCCGUUAUCACCACGGGCCUUCUCCUUACAUCGGGGACACUGAAUUAUGUGAGCCAUUGGCUGCGUGAGAGAACCGUGCAGGCCAAAGAUGCGCGGCAACUCCUACGCCUCCCCAGCAGCAGCAGCAGCAGCAGCAGCAGCAGCAGCAGCAUCAGCGCCCGCCCCCGCCAACGCAGACGCAACGCCAGCCCCUCCGACUCAGAAGGCUCCUACAAUGGCCCCAGCGCCCCCAGCAGCGUCGACGUUAUGGUCAAAAAGCUCGUCCGCCUCGCCCUGUCCAGCGAGUACGCGCGUCUGCCCAUCCGCCGCACGGAUAUAAGCGCCAAGGUGCUGGGCGAGCAGGGGACGCGCCAGUUUAAGCAGGUCUUUGAGAGCGCGCAGCAGGAGCUGAGGAGGCGGUUUGGAAUGGAGAUGGUGGAGUUGCCUGGGAGGGAGAAGGUUACUCUUACGCAGAGGCGGGCCGCGCAGAAGGUCGAACGACCGUCUGGCAACUCGAACAAAUCCUGGAUUUUGACGAGUACGCUGCCGUCUGAGUACCGCAAAGCGGAGAUUUUGACCCCCGCGCGAGCGCCCCUCGAGAGCACGUACACGGGGAUAUACACGUUCCUGGUAGCCAUCAUCUUGUUAAACGGCGGGUCGCUACCAGAGCAGAAGCUCGAUCGCUACCUCAGCCGAAUGAACGCCGAUACAUACACGCCCGUCGACCGGACAGACCGUCUUCUGCAGCGGCUUUGCAAGGAAGGAUACCUUGUGCGGACGCGGGAGAUGGACGGCGGAGAGGAGAUCAUCGAGUACAUGCUUGGGCCGCGGGGGAAGAUCGAGGUUGGCGCUGGGGGCGUUGCGGGGCUGGUGAGGGAGGUUUACGGGCAACAGGGGGCGGUGGAUGGUGGAGAUGAGGGGAUGACGGUGGGUGAGAGAAUUGCUAAUGAGGAUUUUGAGGCCCGGUUGGGGAGUAGUUUGGGGAUUAAGAGGGCUGCGAAGACGCAGGCGGAGAAUGGAGCGGGUGUGGGGAGUAGUGGUGGGGGGAGAUUGGCUGAUGCAGAGGGAGAAGAGCUUGGAAUUCACGGGACAGCUAGAUGCUGCUAG
Molecule: messenger RNA, 1524 nt
Organism: Aspergillus campestris IBT 28561
Lineage: Eukaryota; Fungi; Ascomycota; Eurotiomycetes; Eurotiales; Aspergillaceae
Product: MAGE-domain-containing protein
Exons: 5
Coding region: 1-1524 (507 amino acids)
Biological process (GO): DNA repair
Cellular component (GO): nucleus
Source: RefSeq, a predicted model, not a curated record